Molecule: messenger RNA, 2014 nt
Organism: Mustela lutreola (European mink)
Lineage: Eukaryota; Metazoa; Chordata; Mammalia; Carnivora; Mustelidae
Gene: POLR3C
Product: RNA polymerase III subunit C
Exons: 16
Coding region: 310-1932 (540 amino acids)
Biological process (GO): DNA-templated transcription
Cellular component (GO): RNA polymerase III complex
Molecular function (GO): single-stranded DNA binding
Source: RefSeq, a predicted model, not a curated record
CUCCUUCCGGGCUGUCCGUCUUUCUGCGAGAAAGGGCCGUGGGCUCCCCCUCUGCCCCGGCGGCCCGCGGGAGCCGUAAGAAGCCGCCGUGGGCGACUCGGCAGCAUUAGAUUGCAUUGACCCAGAGGGCUGUGAACAGUGGCCUUAAGUCUUACAAUCAAUGAAGUAUAGAAUCUAAAGUCUAUGACAUCGCAAAACCAUUUACACCCAAUUUUUAAGGAAAAUUAGAAUCAUACGUAAUCCCAUAAAGAAAACACGUGAAUUUACACUCAGCAGCUUUACUUCCAGCAUCAGAGACUCCUCAGUACAAUGACUCAAGCAGAAAUUAAACUUUGUUCUUUGUUGCUGCAAGAGCAUUUUGGAGAGAUUGUAGAAAAAAUUGGAGUCCACCUAAUCAGAACAGGCAGCCAGCCACUGAGAGUAAUUGCCCACGACACAGGAACAUCGCUGGAUCAGGUGAAAAAAGCCCUUUGUGUGCUCAUCCAGCAUAACCUGGUGAUAUAUCAAGUGCACAAACGUGGUGUAGUGGAGUAUGAAGCCCAGUGCAGCCGUGUGUUGCGAAUGCUUAGGUAUCCCCGGUAUAUCUAUACCGCCAAAACACUGUAUAGCGACACUGGAGAGCUCAUUGUGGAGGAGCUGCUACUGAAUGGCAAAAUGACAAUGUCAGCUGUUGUGAAGAAAGUGGCAGACCGACUCACAGAGACUAUGGAGGAUGGCAAGACCAUGGACUAUGCUGAGGUAUCAAACACAUUUAUGCGACUAGCAGACACACACUUUGUACAGCGUUGCCCCUGGGUGCCUGCCACUGAGAAUUCAGACCUGGGUCCACUGCCACCUGCCCCCAUUCUUGUCAUCAGUGAAAAGGACAUGUACCUGGUUCCUAAACUUAGUUUGAUUGGGAAGGGUAAAAGGAGAAGAUCAUCUGAUGAAGAUGCUACUGGGGAGCCAAAAGCCAAGAGAUCAAAACAUAGCACAGAUAACAAAGAGCCCAUUCCAGAUGAUGGGAUUUAUUGGCAGGCCAACCUUGACAGAUUCCACCAGCACUUCCGUGACCAAGCCAUUGUCAGCGCAGUUGCCAACAGGAUGGACCAGUUCACUUUUCAAACCCAGACCAGCAGCGAGAUCGUGCGGACUAUGCUUCGGAUGAGUGAGAUUACCACUCCCUCAGCUGCCCCCUUCACCCAGCCGUUGUCUUCCAAUGAGAUCUUCAGAUCCCUACCUGUUGGCUAUAACAUCUCUAAACAAGUUCUUGAUCAGUAUCUCACUCUGCUGGCAGAUGAUCCACUAGAGUUUGUUGGAAAGUCUGGCGACAGUGGUGGAGGAAUGUAUGUCAUCAACUUGCAUAAAGCUCUCGGAUCCCUAGCCACAGCCACUCUGGAGUCUGUCGUACAGGAGAGGUUUGGGUCUCGCUGUGCCAGAAUAUUCCGUCUAGUUUUGCAAAAGAAACACCUGGAACAGAAGCAGGUAGAAGACUUUGCAAUGAUUCCAGCAAAGGAGGCAAAGGAUAUGCUUUACAAAAUGCUCUCGGGAAAUUUCAUAUCACUCCAGGAAAUUCCCAAAACGCCAGACCAUGCCCCAUCCAGGACCUUCUAUUUAUAUACCGUGAACAUCCUGUCAGCUGCCCGAAUGUUGCUGCACAGAUGCUACAAGAGCAUAGCCAACUUGAUAGAAAGGAGACAAUUUGAAACCAAAGAGAACAAGCGUCUACUAGAAAAGUCUCAGAGGGUGGAAGCCAUUAUCGCAUCUAUGCAGGCUACAGGUGCAGAGGAGGCACAGCUCCAAGAAAUAGAGGAGAUGAUCACAGCUCCUGAACGCCAGCAGCUAGAAACCCUGAAGCGUAAUGUCAACAAGUUGGAUGCUAGUGAAAUCCAAGUGGAUGAAACCAUCUUCCUACUGGAGUCAUAUAUUGAGAGCACCAUGAAGAGGCAAUGACCCAGAAGAAGAGCCUUUCUCAAAAAUCUGGGGCGGUUGGAAGGAAAAAUAAAGGAGGUGACUGAUGCAUUCUCUGCAGUGA